Molecule: messenger RNA, 4260 nt
Organism: Sphenostylis stenocarpa
Lineage: Eukaryota; Viridiplantae; Streptophyta; Magnoliopsida; Fabales; Fabaceae
Source: the annotation of a GenBank genome assembly
AUGGCGGAGCAGAGGAACCGUUGGAGCUGGGACGUCACCGGCUUCGACCAGUGGAAGUCGUCGCCGCCGUCCACGUCUCCGACGCCUUCGGUGGAGCAUGCCGAUCGGAAACCUACUGCGCCGUUGGUGCGGCGCUACUCUAUUUCUUCCACGUCGGUUCUUCCGCAACCCAAGCAGUCCGUGGCCUUCAAGCUUCAACGGUUGAAGGACAAAGUCAAGUGUUCCAGUGGUUUUAGUUUUUGCUUCGUUGUUAGUGCUCGCAAGAGCGACGUUUUAGCUCGUGUUUCUGCUGCUGCGUGCUGCGUUGUGCUUGUAUUGUUUGUAGUACUUGGUGAUUCUGUGAUGACGACGACACAUGGCAUGCUCCUACGGUGUCAAUAUUUUGAAUUCAGGCAUAGGGUGUUUUACGGGAGGCUUUUUAGAAUAAUAAGAUAUGAGCAAGAAGAAUUCGACCAUGCUAGAGAAGACUAUAUGCAAUUAAGACAAGAAGCAAAUGAACUUCAAGAAUAUUCAAAUGCAAAACUUGAUCGAGUUACACGAUAUCUGGGUGUUCUUGCAGAGAAAACCCGCAAGCUAGAUCAAGUUGUCCUUGAAAAUGAAGCAAGAAUAUCGCCUGUGAUCAAUGAGAAAAGAAGAUUAUUCAAUGAAUUAUUAACAUCUAAAGGAAACAUACGAGUAUUCUGCCGGACUAGGCCAUUAUUUGAAGAUGAAGGUCCUUCAGUGGUUGAAUUUCCAGAUGACUAUACCAUUAGUGUAAAUACUGGUGACGAAUCCUUGUCUAAUGCUAAGAAAGACUUUGAAUUCGACCGUGUUUAUGGACCUCAUGUGGGUCAAGCUGAGUUAUUCAGUGAUGUUCAACCACUGGUGCAGUCAGCUUUGGAUGGAUAUAAUGUUUCCAUAUUUGCAUAUGGACAAACCCAGUCUGGAAAGACACACACAAUGGUUGCUCUUUCUUUCUUUCUUUUGCUAUUUGAAGGAUCAAGCUAUGAUCGGGGUUUAUAUGCUCGUUGUUUUGAGGAGUUGUUUGAUUUGUCCAAUUUAGAUUCAACCUCUACUUCUCAAUAUAAAUUCUGUGUUACAGUUUGUGAGCUAUAUAAUGAACAGACAAGGGAUCUAUUUCUGGAGGCAGGGAAAAGCACUCCUAAACUCAGCUUGGGAUCACCAGAAUGUUUUGUUGAACUGGUGCAGGAAAAAGUUGACAACCCUCUUGAGUUUUCUGCAGUUUUAAAAACUGCAUUGCAAACUCGGAAAAAUGAUUUAUCAAAGAAUAAUGUUUCUCAUCUGAUUGUCACAAUACACAUAUUUUAUGACAAUUUGAUCACUGGUGAAAACUCAUAUAGUAAACUCUAUCUAGUGGAUUUAGCUGGAAGUGAAGGUUUAAUAACAGAAGAUGAUAGUGGGGACCGUGUCACAGAUUUGCUGCAUGUUAUGAAGUCUCUUUCAGCGUAUUUCGAAUACAGCAUAUUCACCACCAAGAUUAGGUUGGGAGAUGUUCUGUCUUCUUUAACAUCAAAGAAGGAUGUAAUUCCUUACGAAAAUUCAGUGCUAACAAAACUGCUUGCAGAUUCACUUGUGUUAGAAGUCUGUGGUGGGAGUUCAAAAACUUUGAUGAUUGUGAAUGUGUGUCCAAGUAUUUCAAAUUUAGCUGAGACAUUGUCGUCUCUCAAUUUCUCUGCUAGAGCUCGAAAUUCUAUAUUAAGCCUUGGAAAUCGAGACACAAUUAAAAAGUGGAGAGAUGUUGCAAAUGAUGCACGAAAGGAGCUCUAUGAGAAAGAAAAAGAAAUCAAUGAUCUAAAGCAAGAAAGUUUGGAGCUCAAGCAAGCACGUAAAGAUGUUUCUUCUGCAUUGCAGUCUGAUUUAAAGUCGGAGCAUGUUUUGCUGUCAGAUAAAUACAAGAUAGAGAAAGAACAAAAUACUCAGCUUAGAAAUCAAGUUGCUCAACUUCUACGGUUAGAGCAAGAUCAAAAGUUGCAGAUACAGGAGCGAGAUUCAACUAUCCAAAGUUUGCAGGCUAAAAUUAGGACCCUUGAAACUCAGCUCAAUGAAACUAUUAAAGCUAGCGAAUCUAGAUCAACACCGUCGGAUUCUGCUGAUCUAUCCAAUUCUAGAACUGGGGAUAGUAUAGACUCUUCUGCAGUAACCAAAAAACUUGAAGAGGAACUCAAGAAACGUGAUGCCCUGAUUGAGUCUGGUGAGAGGCUAAAUUUGAUAUUUGAUGGUUUGCAGAGGUUGCAUGAAGAAAAUGAGAAAUUGUUUGAUAGAUUAACUCAGAAAGCAUCUACGGUUGGAUCACCCAAGUUGUCAAGUCCAUUAGCUCGUGGGACAGCUAAUGUUCCGCCUCAGGACAUUGGAAGAAAUGGCACAACCGACAAAACAAGUUCUCGUUCUGUGGAUGUUCUUCCUUCACCCUUGGCCACUGAUAAAAAUGAUGGCACAGUUGCUCUGGUUAAAACUGGCUCUGAAAUAGUUAAGAGUACUCCUGCAGGUGAAUAUCUCACUGCUGCCCUCAAUGAGUUUGAUCCAGACCAAUAUGAAGGCCAUGCUGCCAUUUCUGAUGGUGCAAACAAGCUUUUGAUGCUGGUUUUGGCUGCUGUCAUCAAAGCUGGUGCCUCUAGGGAACAUGAAAUUCUUGCUGAAAUUAGGGAUUCUGUUUUCUCUUUUAUUAGAAAGAUGGAACCUAAACGAGUAAUGGACACCAUGCUUGUUUCCCGUGUUAGAAUUCUGUAUAUAAGAUCUUUGCUUGCGAGAUCCCCAGAGUUGCAAUCAAUUAAGGUGUUGCCAGUUGAGUGCUUUCUUGAGAAGACUAAUACUGUGCGCAGCAGAAGUUCGAGCCGAGGGAGUAGUCCUGGUAGGUCUCCUGUGCUAUAUGUCGACGAACAGAUCCAUGGAUUUAAAGUGAAUCUAAAGCCAGAAAAGAAAUCAAAAUUUUCCUCUGUUGUGUUGAAGAUACGUGGGAUUGAUGAGGACAUCUGGAGACAGCAGGUAACGGGUGGAAAGCUUAGGGAAAUUACUGAGGAGGCCAAAAGUUUUGCAAUGGGGAACAAGGCUCUUGCUGCACUCUUUGUACAUACGCCAGCUGGUGAGUUACAACGCCAAAUUAGAUCCUGGCUUGCAGAGAAUUUUGAGUUUCUAUCUGUAACUGGUGAUGAUGCAUCCGGGGGGUCAACUGGUCAGUUGGAACUUCUUUCAACUGCCAUUAUGGAUGGUUGGAUGGCUGGACUUGGUGCUGCUCUUCUUCCCCAGACUGAUGCCCUUGGCCAGUUACUGUUUGAAUAUUCAAAACGAGUCUAUACUUCUCAACUACAACACUUGAAGGAUAUUGCUGGAACCUUAGCGACAGAGGAGGCUGAAGAUGUAGCACAAGUAGCUAAACUACGUUCAGCUCUAGAAUCGGUUGAGCAUAAAAGAAGAAAGGUAAUUGCAUUGGCUUUGAUUUUGCAGCAAAUGAGAAGUGAUAUAGCUUUAUUAACGUUAGAAAAUGGUGGUUCCCCUGUUCAAAAUCCUUCUACUGCAGCUGAAGAUGCACGAUUAGCAUCUCUUAUUUCGCUUGAUAGCAUACUAAAGCAAAUCAAGGAUAUAACAAGACAUUCUUCCGUGAACAUCUUGAGUAAAAGUAAGAAAAAGAUGAUGCUUGCUUCUCUUGAUAAAUUAACAGAACAGAUGCCUUCUCUUCUCGAAAUUGAUCAUCCAUGUGCUCGUAGGCACAUUGCAGAUGCUCGCAGCAUGGUUGAGUCAAUUCCUGAAGAAGAUGACCCUAUUCCUGAUAUAUCUCAUGGUCGCAAGCCAUCAACAGGUCUGGGCUCUGGAUCUGAAACCGACGUGUCACAAUGGAAUGUACUCCAAUUUAAUACUGGCUCGACACUACCCUUCAUAAUAAAGUGUGGUGCAAACUCUGAUUCGGAACUGGUCAUUAAAGCUGAAGCACGAGUUCAGGAACCUAAAGGUGGUGAAAUUGUGAGGGUUGCUCCUAGACCCUCAGUUUUGGAAAAUAUGAACUUGGAGGAUAUGAAACAAGUAUUUAGUGAACUACCAGAAGCUCUAAGCUUACUUGCUCUAGCAAGGACUGCAGAUGGCACCCGGGCACGUUACAGUAGAUUAUAUAAGACCUUGGCUACAAAGGUUCCAUCGCUUAAGGAUUUGGUCAGCGAGCUCGAAAAAGGGGGUCCACUCAAAGAUUAUACUUCGCCUGCAGUUUUGCUUCGGCUUAUUAGUGCAAUUGCUGGUUCAGUUCAAACUGGUUGCAGCAUCCGAUUCGAUUGA